Cheilinus undulatus (humphead wrasse) is the source of this 9340-nucleotide messenger RNA. RefSeq names its product ATP-binding cassette sub-family C member 4-like. Gene Ontology annotation, cellular component: plasma membrane. Bases 187 to 4083 code for a protein of 1298 amino acids. The transcript is spliced from 31 exons. Gene Ontology annotation, molecular function: ABC-type transporter activity; ATP hydrolysis activity; ATP binding. Gene Ontology annotation, biological process: transmembrane transport. NCBI's taxonomy places the organism in Eukaryota, Metazoa, Chordata, Actinopteri, Labriformes, Labridae. The record is from RefSeq and is a predicted model, not a curated record.
UUGCGUCAAGGUAGCCGCGGACGGCUGUAACUGUAAACAAGCGUCAGCGGGUACAGUUUAAUUUAUCUAUCGUUGCUUUACAGGAUGUAAGCCGACUACACACUUUAGCCACAACAACAGAGACGUGUGUGAAAAGUUACUCCGUUUUGGCCGAGGCUCAACAAACACAACCGGGUGCCACUGACCAUGGAGACUCACAAGAAAGGCGUCAAGCAGAACCCGCUGGCUACUGCAAGUUUCCUUUCCAGGGUUUUUUUAUGCUGGAUAGGCCCGAUCCUGAAACUUGGCUACAAAAAGAGACUGGAGGCAAGUGACAUGUACGGCGUUCUUCCAGAAGACCGGUCUGAAACACUGGGAGAGGAAUUACAGAGAUUUUGGGACAACGAAGUCAAAAAAGCGACGAAAGAACUUGAGAAGCCAAAACUGAUGCACGCCCUUGUUAAGUGCUACUGGAGGGCCUACGCAGGAGCCGGGCUGUUUGUGUUUUCAAUGGAGGCGAUUAAAGUUAUCCAGCCUUUCCUCCUGUGGAAAAUCAUCCAGUACUUUGAGAAUUAUGACCCAAAGGACCAGAGAAGCCUUUACAUGGUGUACGGCUACGCUGCUACCAUGUCCUUCUCCGCCUUUGGACUCACCAUUCUACAACAUCUCUACUACUACAACGUCCAGAGAACAGGCAUGAAGAUGAGAGUGGCUAUGUGUCACAUGAUAUACAAGAAGGCUCUUGGUCUCAGCAGUGAAUCAAUGGGGAGAACGACUACAGGACAAAUAGUGAACCUCUUAUCCAAUGAUGUCAACCGUUUUGAUGAGAUCACCAUUAAUCUGCACUACCUGUGGGUGGGACCUCUUCAGGCAGUGGUGAUCCUCGUAUUCCUCUGGUACGAGGUCGGUCCCUCGUGUCUGGCCGGUAUGGCGGUCAUUGUUCUCAUGCUGCCUCUGCAGACCUGGUUUGGAAAGCUCUUCGGCAUCUUCAGGGGCAAGACGGCUGUGCUCACUGACAACAGAAUCAGAAUCAUGAACGAAGUGGUGUCGGGUAUCAGGAUCAUCAAGAUGUACGCCUGGGAGAUACCAUUCUCUGCUUUGGUGACUGAGGUCAGAAGGAAAGAAAUCAGUCAGAUUUUGAAGAGCUCCUACCUCCGAGGUCUCAACAUGGCCUCCUUCUUUGCCAGCAGCAAGAUCAUCGUCUUCAUCACCUUCACCGUCUACGUUCUCCUUGGCAACACCAUCACAGCCAGCUGUGUGUUUGUCACCGUCUCCCUCUACGGCACGAUCAAACUCACGGUCACGCUGUUUUUCCCGCUGGCCGUGGAAAAGGUGUCUGAGACAAUCGUCAGCAUUCACAGGAUUGAGAAUUUCCUCCUCCUGGAUGAAGUUGAGAGGAGAAAGCUACCUCUGGAUGAAAAGAUUGAGAAGUGUGUAGAGCUUCAGAAGCUGACCUGCUACUGGGAUAAGAGUUUGGACGCUCCCUCUCUGCAGAACGUCUCCGUCACGGUAAAAGCUCACCAGCUCCUGACUGUGAUCGGCCCGGUGGGUGCUGGAAAGUCGUCCCUGCUGAGCACCGUGCUCGGGGAGCUACCGCACGACACGGGGACGCUCAAAGUCAGGGGCGGGCUGUCGUACGCCGCCCAGCAGCCCUGGGUGUUCCCUGGUACCAUCCGCAGUAACAUCCUGUUUGGAAAAGAGCUCAAUCAGAAGAAGUACGAGAGAGUGAUCACAGCCUGCGCACUGAAGAAGGACUUCGAGCUGUUUCCAGAUGGAGACCUGACUAUGAUCGGAGACCGAGGAGCCACACUCAGUGGGGGACAGAAAGCUCGGGUCAACCUGGCCAGGGCGGUGUAUCAGGAGGCAGACAUCUACCUCCUGGACGACCCUUUAAGCGCCGUGGACGCUGAGGUCGGGAAACAUCUCUUUGAACAGUGUAUCUGUGGCCUGUUGAAGAAGAAAAUUCGUAUCCUGGUCACCCACCAGCUGCAGUACCUGAAAGCAGCCGACCAGGUUUUAGUCCUGAAGGAGGGUCACAUCAUGGCCCAGGGUACCUUCAGCGAGCUGCAGAGCUCCGGUCUGGACUUUGUGUCCCUGCUGAAGAGUGACGAGGAGCAGGAGCGAGGCUCUCGAUCUGCCGACACAGACCGAGUGUCGCUACGAAGCCACAGCUCUCUGACUUCAUUCAACAGCCUCCUCCCGCCUGAGAGCACCAAAGGAGACCAGCUCACUGCUGAGAUGGCUCACUCCAUGACAGAGGAAUCACGAGUGGACGGAAAUGUUGGUGGUCACGUUUAUCGGAAAUACUUCACUGCAGGAUCGAGUCUCCUGGUGCUGUUGAUCAUUCUCCUGCUCAGUAUCACAGCAGAGGCUGCAUAUAUUCUGCAGGACUGGUGGCUCGCUUAUUGGGCCAAAGAGGAGACUAUGAACAACACGAUCAGCAUUAUUUCCAUCAGAGACGACUUGAAUGCCACUCUCUCAGAUCAGGAGGAUACUCUUCCAUUUUACCUCAGCAUUUAUGCCGGUCUGACUGUAGCUGCUAUGGUCUUUGGCUUCAGCCGCAGUCUGCUGGUCUUCCACGUGUUGGUUCAAUCAGCUCAGACGCUGCACAACAGCAUGUUCAACGCCAUCAUCCGCACACCUGUUCGCUUCUUUGACAUCAACCCUAUAGGAAGAAUUCUCAACAGAUUUUCUAAGGACAUCAGCCAGAUGGACUCAACGUUACCGAUCACUUUUGUCGACUUCUAUCAAUUAAUUUUGCAGAAUAUCGGUGUGGUUGCAGUGGCUGCUUCAGUCAUCCCUCUCAUCCUCAUCCCAGUCUUCCCUCUGCUUCUUUUCUUCCUCUACCUGAGACGUUACUACCUCAGCACAUCACGAGAUGUCAAACGGCUCGAGUCUACAACUCGGAGUCCAGUGUACUCCCACCUGUCCUCGUCUCUCCAGGGUCUGUGGACGAUCCGAGCCCUCAAAGCUGAGGACAGACUGAAGAAAGCUUUUGACAGACAUCAGGACCUGCACUCAGAGGCAUGGUUUUUGUUCCUGAUGACGUCCCGCUGGUUCGCUCUUCGCCUUGACAGCAUCUGCUCCGUCUUCAUCACCUUUGCAUCAUUUGGAUGCAUCAUUCUUAGAGAUGGCCUGGAUGCAGGAGAGGUAGGCCUGGUGCUGAGCUACGCUGUGACCCUAGUGGGAAACUUCCAGUGGAUGAUGAGGCAGAGUGCUGAGGUGGAGAACAUGAUGACGUCUGUGGAACGAGUGGUCGAGUACACAGAGCUUGAGAGCGAAGCACCCUGGGAAACUGAAAAGCGACCUCCCCCCAAUUGGCCCAGCAGUGGUCUCAUCGCCUUCGAACACGUUAACUUCUCCUACGGCGGGGACGGGCAGACAGUCCUCAAAGACAUCAGCGCUACCUUCCAACCCACUGAGAAGGUGGGGAUUGUGGGUCGGACGGGUGCUGGGAAAAGCUCCCUGGUGUCGGCUCUGUUCCGCCUGGCGGAGCCUCAGGGGAAGAUCUUCAUUGAUGGUGUUCUAACCUCAGAGAUUGGGCUUCACGACCUGCGCCAGAAGAUGUCAAUCAUCCCACAGGACCCCGUGCUGUUUACGGACACCGUAAGGAAAAACCUGGACCCUUUCAAUGAGCACAUGGAUGAAGACCUGUGGAGAGCCCUGGAGGAGGUGCAGCUGAAGUCCGUGGUGGAGGAGCUGCCCAGGAAACUGGAGACAGUUCUGGCCGAGUCAGGCUCCAACUUCAGCGUGGGCCAGAGACAGCUGGUGUGUCUGGCCAGAGCCAUCCUGAGGAAGAACCGCAUCCUCGUCAUCGAUGAGGCCACGGCCAAUGUGGACCCCAGGACGGAUGAACUGAUCCAGAAAACGAUCCGGGAAAAGUUCAGAGAAUGUACCGUGCUGACGAUCGCUCACAGACUAAACACCAUCAUCGACAGCGACAGGAUACUGGUGUUGGAUAGUGGGGCCAUCCAGGAGUUGGACAGCCCCUUCACCCUGCUACAAAACAAAGAAGGUGCACUCUACAACCUGGUGCAGCAGACGGGCCAAGCUGAAGCAGCAGCCCUGCUGGAGUCGGCCAGAAAGGCAUUACAGCAGUCUUGACAGUCUGACGCCCCAGGACAGGACUGUGAAAGCGCUGCUUUUCUGCCAGGUGUAAGUAGCAUCUGAGCGUACCGCACACUCGUGAGGGAGAGAGAGACCACAACAAACCAGUCAUAUUUUAAAGGAAAUAAGCCUGUAACGUUCAUUUACAAAUCAACCUCACAGUGUAGGAAGCUUCUAGAAACACACUGAACCAUGUAUUUUCAGAGCUUUAGAGACGCAGCGAAUGUUUGUAAUGUCUAAGAUAGAAUGUGAUGAAGCCAGUGUUGUAAUGAACCUCUUGAAGCGUUGUCACGAUACCACAGUUUUUAUCAGUACCACACCAAGGAAGAUGGCUCCUACUCACACAAAACUCUUAAAUGCAGUUCUUUUUUCAGAGAUUCCCUGAAGACUGAGCAGAAUUAGAGGUACCAGGCCUUAUAAAUACAAAGCUGCUAAUAGAUACUAAAUCUAAACAAUAUUAUGAGUAGGAAGAAGUGCUUUAAAUAAGGAGAGCUUACAGUUACCUCAUUCAGACAUUGCGUUAUGAAGGAUCCAUAUUGGGCAUUUAAAUACCAAGGAAUAAUCCUUAAUGCAUUGUGUGGAUAUACCUCAUUACAAAAACCCAAGCCUGCAGAGCUCUGAGACAGGAUUGUUGAUGACUCCAGAAACAUUUCUGCUGCCCUGAAGGGCACAGAAGCCUCUAGAAUUCUCGAGUAGAAGUUUGGUACAACCAGGACUCUUCCAAGAGCUGGUCGCCCGGCCAAACUGAGUAAUCAUAGUAGAAAGGCCUUAGUAAGAGAGGUGGCCAAUAUGGAGUGGGUGGAUAUAUAAAAUAUAUCAAUUGGGAGGAAAUAGUCUAGGUGGGUAUCUGGUUUUACAGAUACGUACGACACAUCAAGCAUGAAUCAUCAUGUAUUUAUCCUUGACAACCCCGUCAUUGCUUCAGGUCCCCCUGAGGGCUGUAGGCCCUACUUAAGCUGUGUUUCCAUCAAGUUGUUCAGGUUGAUUGGUAUGGUUUGGUAUGCUAAAUUUUACUUUUUUUUUUUUUUUUUGUGUUUCCACAAACACCCGUACCCUUAAUUGGUGGGUAGGUUUUAAAGGCUACGCAUGGGACGUCACAGAGAGUGAAAAGAGUGAAAUUGUAAACAAAAAACAUGGAAGGAAAAAAAAGGGCAAAAAGGGCUGGACUUUGCAAAAAAGAAGUAUUUUUCCUGUAAUUAUAAAACAACCUUCAUCCGCUGAGAAAAUAGGUCUAUGGGUGAGGCACGCUUGUUUUUGUCUUUGUAUUAAGCUCUGCAAGAUGCUGACUGUCAACAAAAACACAAUGGGCUGUCCCAUUCCUGUUUCUACCACUUCCUCCUCCACUAAGGAGGAGUUUGAGAUUCAGCCAGUAUGGAUCUCUGUCAAGUCCAGAUGUCCCUAAUUACAGCAGAUAGGAGUCUUUUUCUCUCAUUUUCUCCCACUUCUUACAGAGCAAACCGCCUUGUUUUGCUGCCCAGCUGAGCCGUCAUGUUGCACACUGAAAGUUGCGUCAGUGCAAACCCCUAUUGUUGUGUAGGACCACCUUUUAGGGACAGAUGGUCCCAAAAAACUGUAACUUUUUUACAAGGCAAGUCUGAAGGUGGAGGAUGAUCUGCAGUUAUGCAAUCCAGCAUCAGCUGCAUAGAUGCAAAGUCAUAGCUCCUACUAAAUUACAGCGUAGAGUAUGGUAGUCAGGUAGUAUACAGACCCAAGUAUCAAAAAUAUAAACGAUCAAUCCAUCCAUGCAUCCAUUUUCUAUACCUCUUGUCCCGUUGUGGGACGCCAGGUGGGCUGGAGCCUAUCACAGCUGUCAUUGGGCGAGAGGCGGGGUACACCCUGGACUGGUCACCAGUCAAUCACAGGGCUGAUAUAUGGAAUAAAUGAUAAGUUUUAAAAUAAAAAUGUUUAAAUAUGAGACAUAAAUGUCUAAAAAUCAAGUUUAAAUGAUUGUAACCUUUUUUUCACAUGGGUGGGGGUCCACAGAACAAAUUAUUUUGUUAGGGGAGGCAUUAAAGUGCUUCAUGAUGCUGGAUGGUCUCUGAGACAAAUAUGACAGGUGGUCUAAUAAAUUUGUUAAGCACUGUAGAUUUUCUACAUUACUUCUGGGUGUCAGUUUUGGUGCAGUGAUGUGAAACUGUCAGUAGUCUGCAGGUCAGACUUAGAGAAAAGACCAGGGCACUUUGCCGUCACUGUCCUCUGUCUGAAGCAGACACUAAAUGUUAACGUGCAUUUUAAUGACACGCUAAAUAAACCUGAUAAACAUUUCAGGGCAGAAAGGAGAGCGACGUCAGCAAUGAUCUAACAAAAAUCUGCAGCUUCCUGCACGUUUGUGUGGAGGUGUCUGAAUCUGUUUGUCCUUUAAGAGCAGGGGUUCCCAAACUUUUCAGCCCAAGAGGUGGUUAAACCAGAGGCGGACUUUACCAUCAGGCAAAGGGACUGCUACCACUAGACUCCCUUAGUUCAACCCUUCCUUCUUCACCAGUAUUGUGGCCGUUUGGAAUUUUCAGGGCUAAGCACACUCAUUAAAAGUGUGAAAUAUGAAGUAAACUUGGUCAUGUUUUAGACUGUUAGAGAAAAAUGUCAAGAUUUAAACAAAGUAAAUAUUGCAAACUUUCAAUUAAAUAUAACAUUGAAUAAUGUCACAAUAGUGUUGCUGAACAUGAACAGACUUAGUACUCCAGUUAAAAGGGAUAAAGUCAGGAGAAAGAAAAAGCUCAUAUUUUUACAAGAAACCCAUUUAAAUCAUACAGAGUUUUGGGAAAAAAUUGUUUCAAAAAUGCAUAUUACAAUUCUUAUGGUUUAAAAAAAAGAGAGGUGUUAUCAUAUUAAUAUCAAAUUCUGUCAAAUUUGAAUGAAUGAGGGAAAUACAAGACAAAGGGAGGUAUGUAUUGAUUAAAGAAAAAUGUGAAGUUGGUCAGUAUAUAUGCACCCCCAGAUAGAAAAGGGGAUUUUAAUUUAAUAUUACGACAAGGAUGGAUAAAACAAGCCUAAAGAGAACUGACGCCUAUCUAUCAAGGUUUAUGAAAAUCCCUUUGAAUGAAAUGGGAUCAGUAGAUAUCUGGAGAUAUCUCCACAGAAAUGAAAACAAUUCAUUUACUACUCUCCACACCACAAAACGUACUCAAGAAUAGACUACUUUUUUGUAAACUCACAAAAUAAGAGAAUGUCGAAUUGGGACAGCAGAUGAAUCUGAUCAUAACUCCUUACAUUUAACAUUAUAUAUAGGAAAUAAAAGUAAAAAUACGGUGUGGAGGUUUAAUAUAGGAAUAUUGAAUAAUGAAAAAUUAAACUAUCAAAUACAAGAAGAAGUACAGAAGUAUCUCGGAGAAAAUGAUAAUGGAGAAAUAAACCCGGCCAUCCUAUGGGACACAAUAACAGUUAUGAGAGGUAAAUUGAUAGCUUGCACUUCAGCAAUCAUAAAAAGAAGAACAGAGGAAUAUAGAAGAUAAAUUAGAGAGGAAACAUGAAUCCACUAAUGACUCCAGAAUAUAUGAGAAUAUUACAAACACACAGAAACAAGUUACCACAAGAAGUAAAUAUAUAACACGCACAUACCAUGAAAUAGGACCAAGAAAACAGCCAACUAUCUUUAAAAUAAUGGACAAACAAAAAAGAUUACAGAUAUGAACCAGAGGUUUUAGAAAAAGUAUUCAAAGAAUAUUAUAGAGACCCAUAUAUGCCACCCUCACUAGAUAAGGGAAAAGAUGCAGAAACCUCUUUAGAAGACUCAGAGAUAACUGGAACAUCAAAACCAAGACAAAAGGAACAUGAGGUGGCAUCAAGCUGAUCCUCCAACUGUAAAUGGAUGGAGAUGGAUGGAGACUAUUGAAGAGAUUAUCUGAGGGAAAAACUGACUCAUGAUGAGACUGCAACAAGCCCAGAUAGAGGACAAAUGGAUGGUAAACAGAAGUCAGAACAGAGGCACUGGAAACUGAGAGACAUAAGAAUACUAAAGCAUGACUUUUCUAUGUAUGGCCUUUGAAGGGCCUUGUUGUGAAGAAUGAUUUUUCAUGGAAAUAAAUAAGUUGAAAAGAAUUUCAAUUAAGCACAUUAGUAAUGCUUACAGAUACACAACAGAAACUAGCCCUUUAGUAAAAGUCUAUAUCUCAAACUCACAGUGUGAUGCUAAAAAUCAGUAAAAUCCUGUCAAUACUGGUAUCCAGAUGAAGGUCAAAGUAACGCCUCAUUUAGUCUCAAAAACAUGCCAACUUGAAAAAUCAUUGAAUUAAACUAUAACACUGUGACAUAUAGUAUUUGGUUUUACUGUUCGUAAACUCAAAAGAACAAACACUUCCACGUGAUCCUGUAGCCUGUGUUGUUUAGUUGGUGGGGGGAAUUAAAUAAAAUCAAAAUGGAAGAGAAGAUGGAAGAAAUAUUCUUUGUUUAUUCAAUGAGAAAUAACAUUUUAUGGUAAAUAUGAUUUAAAAAAAAAAAGACUAAAAUAUGAUGAGAGGGUGAGCUCCAUUCCAGAAUGGAUUUGCGCCGUAGUUAAGCCAGGUAUGUUUAUGUUUCAAGGUUCCAGGUCAGGUUCCAUGAGCACCUCCAAAACUUUCCACGUCUCCUCCUCAGAUUCAAACUUCUCGUACUGUGCGAGCGGGUUUCCAUUCCUCCUUUGGAUCCAUGCCAAUAAUGUCAGCUUAUUAUGUCAUUAGAAAGUCAAUUGUGUAUCAUUUCAUAUGUAAAGAUCAUCAGUCAGUGCUAUGGUCCUUUUAGCCUUGGCAAGUAGAGGUUGUUGAGUUCAUCCAGGUCAACGGGAUGGCGGGGGGGGGUUGGUAAUGAACUCACCCCCACAUUGAUGUGGCGUCCUAGCUUCCCCUUGCCGUAGCAUCCCGUUGGACCCCUGACUGUAUCUAUCUCCUGUAUCUGUUUUGAUAAAUACGACUUAAAAAAGAGGAGGAUACUUUGAAAAUAAGAACCGUUAGGCAUCCAAGUGGAUCCCUGACUGGGAUUUGAAACCCAAUCUUCUGCACCAAAGUCAGUGCUCAAACCCACUCAGCUACCUGAACAGACAAAAAUGUGUUUAAAGAAGUUACUAUCAGUAGUUUUUCUUUAUUAAUAAGAAUUUAAAGAGGAUCUACUUUGUUUGAAAAGAUGGUAUUCUUUAAAAACUGUGGUAUCUUUGACAACCGUACCCUCCCAUGACACUUGAAGGUUUCAGUGAAUGUGUCAGACUUUCUGUGUCCAAACUUUUGAGACCAACUGUGAAAUCUGAAGCCUUGAAAAGUUCCUGUUUUUAGCUGAAAGCGGACAUGUU